AUGAAGCUGUCUUUGACUUUCUUGACUUUGCUGUCUACAGCAUUGGCAUCUGCCCCGGCCCCAGUGGCAGUAGACAUCAACCUCGCUCAAACCUACCAGGAAAUCGAUGGUUUCGGAUUCUCUGAGGCUUUCCAGCGUGCCAAUGAUCUCUAUCAUAUGCCAGAAGCUGGUAGACGCAAGGCUUUGGAUUUACUCUUCCAUCCUACCAAGGGUGCUGGUUUCUCCAUUAUCAGAAAUGGUAUUGGAUCGUCUCCCAACUCGUCCAGUAACUGGAUGAACUCAAUUGAACCUGUUAGUCCUGGUGGUCCUAACAGUCCUCCUCACUAUGUGUGGGAUCGUAAUGACAGUAGUCAAUUCUGGUUUGCUCAACAGGCAGUAUCGUAUGGAGUCAAGACCAUCUAUGCCGAUGCCUGGAGUGCUCCUGGUUUCAUGAAGACAAACGACAAUGAAAAUUACGGAGGAUAUUUGUGUGGUGUUAGAGACACCAACUGUGCCAGCGGUGAUUGGAGACAAGCUUAUGCCAAUUACCUUGUGCAAUACAUUAAAUUCUACAAGGAGUCAGGUAUUGAUAUCACUCAUGUGGGAUUCCUUAAUGAACCCGAAUACAACCCCGGUGGAUACGCUGGUAUGUUGAGUUCCGGUUUCCAAGCAGCAGACUUCAUUAAGGUUCUCUACCCAACUAUCCAACGUGCCGGAUUGUCUACUCAAGUCAAGAUCGCCUGUUGCGAUUCUGAAGGUUGGGACAACCAAGUCAACAUGACUGCCGAGAUCCAACAAGAAAAUGUUGAGGAUCUUCUUGGAAUAAUCACAUCUCACUCGUACACGAGCUGGCCCACUUACCCCAUCAACACUAAGAAGAACGUCUGGAUUACUGAGAGCGCCGACCUCAACGGUCUGUUUGCUGCUCCCUGGUACAAUAACAGCGACGCGGCCGAGGGUCUUACCUGGGCUCAGAAUUUGCACACUGCUAUUGUUGACGGUCACGUCAGUGCUUACCUUUACUGGGAAGGUGUUGAGGUUGCCAGUUCGUCGUCUUCUCACUUCAUCAAUGUUGCCAACGGCCAGCCCGUCACCUCUAGCAUUUACUGGGCCCUGGCUCAAUUCAGUCGUUUCAUCCGACCCGGUGCUGUCAGAGUAGGAACCUCGAGCGGAUCCUCGUCACUCAGCACCAGUGCCUACCAGAACAAGGAUGGCUCUCUCAGUGUCCAAAUCGUCAACAACGGAGCCGCCACGCCCAUCCAGCUCCAAGUCAGCUCCAGAUUCGGAAAGAACAACCUCGGCCUCAACUUCAAGGCCUACGUCACAGACAACUCGCAAAACAUUGCUCCUCUCGCUAUCAAAAGAAACUUUGACGGCACUCUCACCGUCAACGUCCCCGACCACUCCCUGGUCACCGUCACUGACCUGUGUUAA
Messenger RNA from Sugiyamaella lignohabitans, 1413 nucleotides. RefSeq names its product beta-1,6-glucanase Neg1. Bases 1 to 1413 code for a protein of 470 amino acids. The transcript has a single exon. Gene Ontology annotation, molecular function: glucosylceramidase activity. NCBI's taxonomy places the organism in Eukaryota, Fungi, Ascomycota, Dipodascomycetes, Dipodascales, Trichomonascaceae. Gene Ontology annotation, biological process: sphingolipid metabolic process. The record is from RefSeq and is a predicted model, not a curated record.